AAGGCAGACGCUGACAGAGGAGAGCAGAGGCAGCAGCUCCUGGGGAGGGAAAGUGGAGCAGAGGUGGAGAAAGUUCUUCCAGUAGCCAAAGGAGAGGCAGGAGAAGUCUGGGGGUGACGAGGCCACAGUUAGGAGGUCUGAAAGAGGAGGUUCUUCCACAGAAAUUAUUUAUUUGGCUUCCACUGGGAGUCAGACCCCCCAGGAUCCAGAGCCAUGGAGCCCUCCAUGUCGACCCAUGUCGAGGGGGAGCACAAGGAGAGGAAGAAGAUCCAGUUUGCUGUUCCAGCCUCUGCUCCCACCAACCUGGACCCACGGCAAGUGGAGAUGAUCAGACGCAGGAGGCCCACACCUGCCACGCUCUUCAGAGUCGCCGACCAGCCGUCUCCUGAAGACGAUCAGGCCGCUCAUCAGGUGAAGUGGGUCGUGGGAGAGAACGGCGUGCUCAAACCAAAACGUGUGAAUCCAAGCGUGUAUCAACCUCCAUCACUAAAAGCUGUGCAGAAGAUGGCUGAAGCACAAAUGCAGAAACUAGGUGUCUAUCCUUUAGAAGACCCUGGUGAAGGGGAAGAAGAUGAGGACGACUGGCAGGAGGAGGAAGAGGAGGAGGAGGAGGGGGAGGAAGCAUCUCUCGCCGAAGCUGCUGAUCAUCCAGAGACAGAAUCCACCGGACAGUUUUCCAGCAUGACAGCGAAGGAGCGAGACGAGAAGGGGGGAGACAAAGUCGGGGAGAACAGUUUGGGGAGUAACUGACAGCAUUUGGAGGGACGAUGCGGAGGAGAGUGACGGGCUCGGGUCUUAAGAACUGGUGAAGAAAUGUGUGGAGUCACGCUGGACGAGCUGCGAGUCAAACGAUAGAAAGUUUCAUGAUGUGAGCCAAGCUUUCUGUGUUCCUUCACCUUGAAAGGGUAAGAAAAAGGGAGUU
Nematolebias whitei (Rio pearlfish) is the source of this 922-nucleotide messenger RNA. RefSeq names its product protein phosphatase 1, regulatory (inhibitor) subunit 1B (gene ppp1r1b). The record is from RefSeq and is a predicted model, not a curated record. Gene Ontology annotation, cellular component: cytoplasm. Gene Ontology annotation, biological process: intracellular signal transduction. NCBI's taxonomy places the organism in Eukaryota, Metazoa, Chordata, Actinopteri, Cyprinodontiformes, Rivulidae. Bases 214 to 750 code for a protein of 178 amino acids. The transcript has 5 exons. Gene Ontology annotation, molecular function: protein phosphatase inhibitor activity.